Molecule: messenger RNA, 8979 nt
Organism: Procambarus clarkii (red swamp crayfish)
Lineage: Eukaryota; Metazoa; Arthropoda; Malacostraca; Decapoda; Cambaridae
Source: RefSeq, a predicted model, not a curated record
AACUGAGCCCCACACACGCCGCACCUCCUGGCGGGCUCUCCACCCCUGCUCUCCAACACUGCGCUCCAACACUGCGCCCCAACACUGCCCUCCAACACCACCACCACCAACAACACUACAUCUUGCCCCCACCGCCCGUGAGAGCGCAUUAGCAGGAGGUGGCUGACUGACCCCGGGGGAGUUCCACAGGGUAUACUGAACUGCGGCAGGUCGUGCUAUCGUCCGGACUCACAGCAGGAUAACCACGCUGUGUUAUCCUGUGUGAGAGUGGCACCGGUGUUGGCACUCGACGGAGACUCCAGUGUUGGCACUCAACAGACGUUCAAGUGUUGGCACUCAACAGGUUAACUCUAAAUAACCGCGAGACGUCUCACAAAAGAGGCACUUGCGGGUAUGAGAGUGAUUAAGAGGUCAACUACAGGCACUCGUGGGGUGAAGUGAGGCAGCGACAGUGCCAGUCAGAAGUGAGGCAGCGACAGUGCCAGUCAGAAGUGAGGCAGCGACAGUGCCAGUCAGAAGUGAGGCAGCGACAGUGCCAGUCAGAAGUGAGGCAGCGACAGUGCCAGUCAGAAGUGAGGCAGCGACAGUGCCAGUCAGAAGUGAGGCAGCGACAGUGCCAGUCAGAAGUGAGGCAGCGACAGUGCCAGUCAGAAUUGAGGCAGCGACAGUGCCAGUCAGAAGUGAGGCAGCGACAGUGCCAGUCAGAAGUGAGGCAGCGACAGUGCCAGUCAGAAGUGAGGCAGCGACAGUGCCAGUCAGAAGUGAGGCAGCGACAGUGCCAGUCAGAAGUGAGGCAGCGACAGUGCCAGUCAGAAUUGAGGCAGCGACAGUGCCAGUCAGAAGUGAGGCAGCGACAGUGCCAGUCAGAAGUGAGGCAGCGACAGUGCCAGUCAGAAGUGAGUUUACCGCCUUAACACCCGUGGAUAACCUGUAGUGGUGACUGUAUUGACUCGACGAGGAAUGUGUGAGGUAUGACAUCCUCACUCCCGUGAUUAAUGAGGAUUAAGUCACGUAUGAGGUGUGCACGGGCAUGAGUAGCCCGGGAUCAGUCUCCAGGCCAGCUUGUGAGGCCUCACUCCAAUCCUCACAACCUCAGUGUUCUCGGGCAUCAAAAGCGCUUGAGCAGGACACCUGCUGCUUCGAGGAUCACCUCGACACGAGCGGAUGCUCCUCGGAGCGCUGCGCAGACUCAUUCCUUCCUCGAGUGAGACUCAAGAACCACUAUGAAACUCUUGAGGAAGGUCGGUGUUGUUUACCUAUCGUGAGAGGACUUCGAAGAUGAACUCUUCUCUUGAACUCUGAACUGUUGUGGACAGAGGAAGCGAUUCGGAACCGACUCCAGACAUGGCUCAUAAGGGUCACCCUCCUCUAGGCCAGUGCUGUCACCCUCCAGGCCAGUGUUGUCACCCUCCAGGCCAGUGUUGUCACCCUCCAGGCCCGUCUUGUCACCCUAACCAGCCAGAUCUCCCAGCUGGACCUCGCCACCUGCGGCAAACUCGUGACUUAUCUGACGGAGGCGUCACGCGCCGCGACCCUCUGUCUCGUACCUACUCGAUUGAUAUCUGGCCCGCAGAGAUAUCCAGAUACCUAGGUACGGAUGGCUAUCCAUACGCCCCCGCCGUCCCUGAUGGCUAUCCUCAUGUUCACAUAGACAUGGAUGACAGUCCACAUGUUCUCCCAGACAUGGAUGACAGUCCACAUGCUCCCCCAGACAUGGAUGACAGUCCACAUGUUCUCCCAGACACGGAUGACAGUCCACAUGCUCCCCCAGACAUGGAUGACAGUCCACAUGCUCCCCCAGACACGGAUGACAGUCCACAUGUUCCCCCAGACAUGGAUGACAGUCCACAUGCUCCCCCAGACACGGAUGACAGUCCACAUGCUCCCCCAGACACGGAUGACAGUCCACAUGCUCCCCCAGACACGGAUAACAGUCCACAUGCUCCCCCAGACACGGAUGACAGUCCACAUGCUCCCCCAGACACGGAUGGCAAUCCACAUGCUCCCCCAGACACGGAUGACAGUCCACAUGCUCCCCCAGACAUGGAUAACAGUCCACAUGCUCCCCCAGACACGGAUGGCAAUCCACAUGCUCCCCCAGACACGGAUGACAGUCCACAUGCUCCCCCAGACACGGAUGACAGUCCACAUGCUCCCCCAGUCAUGGAUGACAGUCCCACAGACACAGACAGCCCCACAGAAGCCAUAACACACACAGACCAGCUUACAGACAUGACCACCGGCCCAGUUUGCUUCACACUGGCAGACGACAUAGAGGACACCGCUCUCGACUUCGCCGACAGAAGCCUGGGUUCGAAGUCUCUUGAAGACCAGCACGUGGAAUACACCGACUGUUCGGACACCUGCACGGAAUUUGGCGAUUCUCGGUGUCCUUCUAUGGACACGCUCAACUCCCACUUUUCCACAGACACUCACAGCCAGCUGCAGUCAACCACAGACUCGAUUUACAUUCUCCACGUAAAUGAGGACACGCGGCACAGCCGGCCACAGAGCGGUGAUGACCUAGGCAAUUCUGACGACGCGACAGGGGCUGCGAGAGGCCCAGUUGGGGCUGUAAGGCUGACGGAAUCUGGUCAUGGCCACUGUUUAUCGCAGCCCGUCGCGUCAGGUGACGAGAAAUACAGCGACGCGUCGCAGACAGCCACGUACAUGGCCGGCUUCUACGACCAUCCGUUAACGACCGCAGAUGACGUGAACGAGCAACCUCGUAGUGACGGAGGAACUAGUUACCAGCACGAGCAGCAGACAGAUAAUUACGAGGAGGAGCAGACACCAUCCCACAGCAGCACAGACGAGUCUGAAGAACACGACGAUCCCCCUACGAUACGGGUAUCUGAGAGGAGAGUGAGCGACACUAUCCACGAAGACUUGUCGCUGGGAGACACUCCACGACGUCUGAGCUUCCUGAAGCCUGCCCCUCGACGACACCUCUCCCACGACGUGACGCUAGGGCGCAGGUUCUCUCACGAUGCGCUGCUCAUGCGCCAGAGAACACACGAGGCGCUUCUCACCCGCCAGAGGUCUCAAGAUGCUAUAUUGACGCUUGGUCGUCACGCCUCGCAGGAUGGUGGCAGCGCUGAGACUUCUCACCCGCCGCUGAGACGUCUCUCAGAUCUCCGCAGCCUCACCCUCACUCUGGGACUCCAGAUCCACGGCUCCAUACUCAACCUGGCGUCUGAGAAGUCCCGCAAACAGUCGGACCAGAUGGUGUCACUGAGUUUCAAGUCCCUGGAAACGUACAUCACCGAAGACAACUUCAGCGGCCUGCAGACUUUCUUGGCUACCCGCUCUGUGGUUAUAGAUGACAAGGAUGAGAAUGGCGCCACUGCUCUUAUCCUGGCUGCCAGCAAGGGCAGGUCCGAGAUGUGUAACGAGCUCAUCCUCCACGGAGCAGACGUCAACGCCGAGGAUAAUGACCAGUGGUCACCCUCCAUCACAGCGACCAAGGAAGGUCAUGUGGAAACUGUGGCAACACUGCUCGAUCAUGGCGCCAACAUACAUCACAAGGACAUGGGUGGAUGGACUGCACUUAUGUGGGCCUGUUAUAAGGGCCACACUGCCCUGGCCAGCAUGUUGCUUUCACGUGGUGCUGACCCCAACACCCAGGGUCAACAUCACAUGACCUCAUUAGUGUGGGCAGCUGGCCGGGGUCACACAGAGAUCGUGCAUGACUUACUGCAGCAUGGUGCCAAGGUCAACAUUGGGGACAAGUUUGGGACAACGCCGCUCAUCUGGGCGUGCCGUAAGGGAUAUUACGAGAUCGCCAAGGAUCUCUUGCAACAUGGAGCCAACGUCGACGCCUCUGGCAUGUACUCGUGGACGCCAUUGCUAGUAGCAACAAGAGGCAACUUCCUGGAGUUGGUGCAACUGCUGCUGGAACACCGGCCCAACCUCAAUGCUCUUGACAAAGAUGGAGGCACUGCGCUUACCAUUGCUUGCAAAGAAGGGUAUACAGAGAUUGCUAAUGCUUUGCUAAAUAGUGGAGCUUAUGUUAACAUGCAGGAUCGCAACGACGAUACUAAUCUAAUAUAUGCUGCAAGAGGAGGUCACAGAGCGGUGGUAGAAGCCCUCCUCAAGAAGUACUGUGACGUUGACAUGGUGGGCAAGGAUAGAAAGAAUGCUUUAUAUUGGGCGGUAGAGAAAGGUCACACCUCUGUUGUUAAGGUGUUGUUAAGUGCAAACCCUGAUCUGGAACACACCACCAAAACCGGAGAUGCUUGUCUCCUGAGGGCAGUCAGGAACAAGAAUGCCGAGGUGGUUCAGCUGUUAGUCGACAAAAAAGCUCGGGUAUCGGUGACGGAUAAAAAAGGCGACACUGCCCUACAUAUUGCCAUGAGAGGACGUUCAAAGAGAAUAGUAGAAAUCUUAUUGAGAAAUCCCAAAAAUAGCCAGCUGCUGUACCGUCCUAACCGAGCUGGCGAGACCCCAUAUAACAUCGAUCUCUCCAACCAGAAGACCAUCCUCGGCCAGAUCUUCGGAGCGCGUCGUCUUAACACCAAUGAGGACAACGAAAAUAUGUUGGGCUAUGAUCUUUACUCGUCAUCCAUGGCAGACAUCCUCAGUGAACCUUCUCUUUCCAUGCCCAUAUCUGUUGGUCUCUAUGCCAAGUGGGGCUCAGGGAAGUCUUUCCUCAUACGCAAACUGAAGGAGGAGAUGGGGAGUUUUGCUCGUCAGUGGGUAGAGCCAUUGUUUCAGUUCUCCCCACUAGUACUAUUGGUGGUUAUCCACCUGUCAUUAUUAAUUGGUCUCAUCACGGCUGUACCGACAUUUUCUUGGAUUGUGGGCGUGGCCACUGGAGGCGGAGUCUUCCUUCUAUCUACCCUCUUCCUUGUUGCAGUUUGGCAUAGUUCGAGAAGGUAUGACCUGCACAUAUGGUAUAAAUGGAGUGUGUCGCUAGAAAAACAUAUGGCAGCCUUCAAGCUGGUGUUGCAAGUCAUCUUCUGCUCACCACCUGGAACACAGUGGAAGGAGUGGAAAGACGGUGUGCAGGCUAGACCACUCAAGUUCAUCUUUGCUGAAGGCGCUAAGCCCAGCAGCACAGCUGCAGGAGAAAACUCUGUUGUUCAGAUGCUGGGUUCUCUCUUUGACAUGGUAGAGAGAGAAUAUGGCAUGUUUGCCACUAGGUUCUACAGAGCCUUUCGACCCAAAGCUCAGGGCUCAUCAUCUCCUUGGAAGUACCGGCGUCUCUGUGGCAUUCCAUACAUUGCCAUCUUUUUUGUUACUCUGAUUUGCCUGCUGACGGUGGGAGUUAUUACGGGACUCUUUGGCUUUCAUCCGGAGACUCUGGUUGAGGAGGAAGAGCCAGGAAUGAAUGUGCCUGGAAUGGAACACCCAGUAGAGGAGGAGGAGGAGGACGAUGACGAUGAUGACGACAUCAGUGGAGAGUCCAGUGAAGAGAGCGAGUAUAUCGAUUUAAGGCCAUACCAUGGAGCGUUAAUGAAUCCAUUACUGAUCACUUUGGGUGUAUUAGUAGCCGUUGUAGUGGUGGCUAACUUACACACCUUGGCACGUAUGGUUGGCUCGCUCAUAUUCUCUCACCGCCGCCAUCUCCUCCGUGCUGUAGCUAAGCUUGACACAAUUAAAGCUGAAGGUUAUUUACACACGCUCAAGAAUGAAGUUAAUCUCAUGGUGGAAAUGGUAAAGUGCCUGGAUGCCUUCACGGCCCAGCAAACACGUCUCGUGGUCGUUGUGGAUGGCUUGGACAGCUGUGAGCAGGAGAAGGUGCUCUCGGUCCUUGAUGCUGUCCACACACUCUUUACAGAUUCUUCUGCACCCUUCAUCAUUCUUCUUGCCAUUGAUCCUCACAUCAUAACUAAAGCUAUAGAGCUUCACGUUCAUCGGGUAUUCAGCGAGUCGUCCAUAAGUGGUCAUGACUACCUAAGAAAUAUUGUCCACUUGCCCUUUUAUCUUCAAAAUUCAGGACUUCGUAAAGUGAAGCAAGCUCAACAGGCGGCAGAACGAAUGAGAGGGCGGUUACAAAACACGUGGCUGGAGGUGGAGACGGAUUCAGUCAGCAUUGCUACCACUUCAGCCAUGGGUGGCAUCAGUCAUAUACCAUUAAAACAGUGUCUAUCAUCUGAAAGCGGAUUCAGUUUGCAUAUCCCUGCUAAUCGUCGAAUGUCUUCUGAGAGCGGACUAAGUUCUUCUCAGAACUUGAGACGCAACAACAGUAAAAGUAGCCGCAGGACUCUUAAGCCUUCAGAUUCCAUUGCCUCCAGCAUAGGGUCCAAUCUUAACAGAGUAGGGGGAGCGCAAGACCUCACGAAGGUCUUAUUAACUGACGAUUAUUUUAGCGAUAUAAAUCCUCGGUCAAUGAGAAGAUUAAUGAACGUUGUGUACAUCACUGGAAGAUUAUUAAAAGCAUUCCACAUAGAUUUUAAUUGGUAUCAUUUAGCGUCAUGGAUCAACAUCACCGAGCAGUGGCCUUACCGUGCUUCUUGGCUUAUCUUAUAUUAUGAAGCCAAUGAAGAAACACUUGAAGAAAAAACCUCUUUGAAGGAUCUCUAUGAAAAAAUCAGAAAUAAAGUUCCAGUGUCGAAAGACAUGGAGCCACUACUGGAGAUGGACAAGGAAGAGAAAAAGUUUGAGAUCUUCCUAUCAAUGCACAAAAGUUCUUUACACAUCUCUGACCUCAAAGUUUUUCUUCCAUUUACUAUUAACUUGGACCCCUUCAUUAGAAAGGUUAUCAAGGAAGAUCAGCCACAGUUUGAAGACAAUGGCCCAUAUUUUGCUGCCAAUGCACCAAAUCCUUGGGCAUUCCAACAUUACGACGCUCAAAGUAAAUCUUCAACUACGUCAAGAAGACAGCAGCCACUAAGAGGGAACCAAAAGAUUUCUACAGCCAGCAUGCCCCCCAUGAAUACUCUAAUGUGGGGCUAUGGACCCCCAUUUAUGUCCUCUAUACAGUCAGCCCCAUCAGUUGACUUCAACACUGCCCCCAUCACUGUCAAUCCAGUGCUUAGCACGGGUCAAUCAAGUUUACCGCCUGAAGCAGCGGAUAAAAAGCUUUCAUCCUUAACUAUUGAAGGGUUGUUUCACGUCUUCAGUAAGGUGGAAGGUGUAUCGACGACCUUGAUAUCCAGUUACAAGGAGCGCUUUAUUGAGCACAAUAUUAAUGGCAAAGUUCUUUUACACUGUGAUUUAGAUGAUCUUAAGAAGGUGCUAAACAUGAACUUUGGAGAUUGGGAAUUAUUCCGUAUGCUGGUGUUGACACUACGGGACCGGGAAGUUGACGAGGACUUCAACAGCAAAAAUGUGCGAUUUGCCGAUCCGCACUUGCAGCAGCACGGUAGUCAAGGUGUUGAUGUGCAAGAUGACAGCGGAGAACCAAGCAGUCUGACCAGCAGCUUGGAGGGCUCGCUAAUGCGACGGGGAUCAAGUCGGGCGUCUUCAUCCUACAGCAGUAAUAAGGAUCGUGAAGAGUCCCACUGUUCAGUGCGUAAAAUGACCAAGCAAAACCUACUAGCCAAGCAGGCAUCGCUAAAUGAGGCGUACCAUGGCUCCGACAAUGAAGAAGAGCUCCAUACACCAACGGACAAGGGUCCUCACCAUUGGGUUUAACAACGUGAGCUGCAACAAGAUCAACACCACACCGGGAGUGGGUCUAACAACCAGACGCUCUGCUUCCAUUAUGUUCCGUCUUGGAAAUUUUGGAGUUGGUGGCUGUUGAAAUGUGAAGAUUUAUUCCGUUAGCCUUUCAUAUGAAGUAGUGGUGCUCGUUUAUGGGCUUCUGUUGUGAGAGACAAUUUGCAUUGAUGAGCUAGUCUUGUACCUGUUACAUGAAGUUAAUUAUUGUGUAUGUUGUGAUGAGGGAACCACUGAUGUCCUGAACCUGUAAUGAAGAGUACCAGUUAAGGAACCUGCCGUUGUACCAGUUAGUUGCCCUCCAAGUCAAGCAUCCCAGUCAUUCCAAGAUUUAAGCCAGCAGCAGCAACAGUUAACUUUCUAUUGGAUGUGUGUGUGUUCAAAGACAUUUUCUAAUUUUUUUAUUGAUAUGGCACAUCUGCUUACAGAAUUUGUAUAUUCUAUACAAUUUGUUUUUACCUACAUUUUAUAUUUUUAAUGUUCACCGUUUAGAUUCAAAAGGGCAUUUCAAUUAACAAUAAGACCUCUCAUGUUCAAAAUCAUGUUAUCCUGACAGGUUUGAAUAGGUAGUUGACAUCACAUUUCUGCUUCCUUGCCUCAUCAUUGCAUCUUGCAUUAUAUCCAUCAUUAGUCCUUAACAUAAGUUUGAAUAGAUGGAUAUGUGAAGAUAUAUCAAGACACUUUGGGUGUGCAUUGUCAUUUAGUUUGUCCAUGGCUAACCAUAAUUCUGUGCCAAAUCAUGGAGAUGAAUAGACCCAAUAGAUUACAGUACAGUGACUUAGAUAAUGGCAGGAUAUAUAUACUUAAUGAGCAGCAACCCAACAUCCAACCACUCUUUCCGUAGAUGACAAAGUUUGCUACAUUUCGAUAAGAAGCAUUUAUCGGUUUGACAAUUUGCAACACGCACGUACAGUACUGCAAGCAGUUCCAUCUUUGCUCGUGAGGACCGACACAAUUUUCUAUUACCGUACUCUGGAAACAUUGCAUUGAUGCGACAGACGUGUAUGCAAUGAAAUGGUAUUGGAGUAUAGUAUGUGGAAAAGUGACAUAGCCUUAUUACUGGCUACACAUAUAGCUAUACAGAAUUACUGUAUGUGCAAAUUAAUUUACAUGGGAGUGUUUGUUACCUCAUAUUGAAAUGCCCUUUUUAUUUUUAUGAUAAAUCUUUAACAAAGACCUGUGCUGUUUAAAUGUUAAUCAUGAGCAGUCUACUGAAAGAAACUUUCGAAUAAAGACAUUUGAUCCGGAACACCGUCAUACCUUUUUAUCUAACUGUAGCAGUUGUUGUUACCAAUUGUUAUCCGUUUUAUGUUUGAGCCUGUGAUAUUUAUGCAAUGACAGCAUUUAGUAUUUCUGAAUAUAACAUUUUUGUUG